Messenger RNA from Scedosporium apiospermum, 1497 nucleotides. RefSeq lists its product as uncharacterized. The record is from RefSeq and is a predicted model, not a curated record. The coding region runs from base 1 to 1497 and encodes 498 amino acids. Gene Ontology annotation, molecular function: iron ion binding; heme binding; monooxygenase activity. NCBI's taxonomy places the organism in Eukaryota, Fungi, Ascomycota, Sordariomycetes, Microascales, Microascaceae. The transcript is spliced from 6 exons.
AUGGCCGUCGUCUCCCUCGCGAAUUGGCGUGCCGUCCUAGGCCUCUUGGUCGUGGGCUCCGUCACCUCCUCCGUAGCCCGUCGGAUCUACGCCUGGUAUCGCCUCCGCCAUAUCAAGGGACCUUUCUGGGCGUCCUUCUCCCGCUGGUGGCUGGUUCAACAUGUUUCGGGCGGCACGAUGCACACGGACCUACUCGAGGUCAACGAGAAAUAUGGCCCGCUUGCCCGCAUCGGCCCAGACACACUCGUGACAUGCGAUCCCGAUCUUCUUCGCCGCAUGCUCGGCGUGCGAACGAACUACCGCCGAUCCGACUGGUAUAUCGCCAUGCGCCUCGAUCCGUCGCGGGACAAUGUCCUGUCUAUGAGGGACGACACGAGGCACAAUGAGCUCCGUGCCAAAAUGGCUGCAGGUUAUUCUGGAAAAGACAUAGAAAAUCUCGAGAAGCGAAUCGAUCGUGUUGUGCAAGAACUCGUUGACCUCAUCGAGCGAAAAUACCUCUCCACCGACACCGACUACCGUCCUCUCGACUUUGGUCGCAAGGCUCAGUACUUUACCCUCGAUGUCAUCUCCAACGUUGCCUUUGGCGAGCCUUUCGGCUUCUUGGCCACCGAUUCCGAUGUUCAUAGGUACAUUCAAACGACGGAGGAGAACUUGCCCGCUAUUAUUCUUGUCACCAUCCUCCCGUGGAUCAAUUGGGCGCUCCGGUUGCCGAUCGUGAAGAGUGUGCUUCCGUCGGAUAAGGAUACGAUUGGUCUUGGAAAGAUUAUCGGAAUUGCGAAGCAGGUUGUGGGCGAGCGAUUCGGUCCGGAUAAGAAAGUCCAGAAAGACAUGCUUGGUUCAUUCAUUGCUCACGGUCUCACCCAGACAGAGGCCGAGUCUGAAACAUUGGUCCAAAUCCUCGCCGGAUCCGACACGACCGCGACAGCCCUCCGCGGCACCCUCCUCCACAUCCUCACCAACCCCCGCGUCCACGCCCGCCUCCUCGCCGAAAUCAAAACCUUCGCCCCUUCCACCCCCAUCCAAGACACCGAAGCCCGCCAAAUGCCCUACCUGCAAGCCGUCAUCAAAGAAGGCCUCCGCAUCUUCCCUCCCGUGACGGGGCUCAUGUCCAAGGACGUCCCCGAGGGCGGCGACACCUUCAACGGCUUGUACAUUCCCGACGGCACCAAGAUCGGCUACUGCGCUUGGGGUCUCUUCCGGAACAAGGACAUUUGGGGCGAGGACGCGGCUGUUUUCCGGCCCGAGAGAUGGAUUGAGGGCGCGCCGGAGAAGAUUAGGGAGAGGGAGGCUACGCUGGAGCUUAUUUUUAGUUAUGGAAGGUGGCAGUGUUUGGGGAAGAAUAUUGCUUUGAUUGAGCUGAACAAGGUCUAUGUUGAGCUUUUGAGGAGAUUCGACCUUUGCAUCGUCGACCCCACGAAUCCGUGGAAAUCGGUCAACCAUGGAAUCUUCACACAGUCGGAGAUGUGGAUAGUGGCGAACAAGAAGACGGAGGCUUAA